This is a messenger RNA of Ictalurus furcatus (blue catfish), 2939 nucleotides long. RefSeq names its product SEC22 homolog B, vesicle trafficking protein b (gene sec22bb). The record is from RefSeq and is a predicted model, not a curated record. NCBI's taxonomy places the organism in Eukaryota, Metazoa, Chordata, Actinopteri, Siluriformes, Ictaluridae. Gene Ontology annotation, molecular function: SNAP receptor activity. Gene Ontology annotation, biological process: vesicle fusion with Golgi apparatus; endoplasmic reticulum to Golgi vesicle-mediated transport; retrograde vesicle-mediated transport, Golgi to endoplasmic reticulum. Gene Ontology annotation, cellular component: SNARE complex; Golgi membrane; ER to Golgi transport vesicle membrane. Bases 78 to 725 code for a protein of 215 amino acids. The transcript has 5 exons.
CUACGUCAUUUAGAUAGCCGUCAUCACCAUCACCUGCAGACCGUAUCGGCUCGGAGCGGUGCAGAAAUUACAGGAAAAUGGUGUUGUUUACUAUGAUCGCGCGGUUGGCGGAUGGACUGCCUCUGGCCGCCUCCAUGCAAGAAGACGAACAGAUGGGUCGAGACAUGCAGCAGUAUCAGAGCCAGGCCAAACAGCUGUUUCGGAAGCUUAAUGAACAAAGUCCAACACGCUGCACACUGGAGGCCGGAUCCAUGACCUUUCAUUACCUGAUAGAGAAAGGGGUGUGUUACCUGGUGCUCUGCGAGGCCGUGUUCCCCAAGAAACUCGCCUUCGCCUACUUAGAAGAUCUCCAAGCCGAGUUCCACGAGCAGUACGGGAAGAAAGUUCCCACCGUCUCCAGACCGUACUCCUUCAUCGAGUUCGACACGUACAUCCAGAAAACGAAGAAGUCUUACAUCGACAGCCGAGCUCGCAGGAACCUGGGCAGCAUCAACACGGAGCUGCAGGACGUCCAGAGGAUCAUGGUGGCCAACAUCGAGGAGGUGCUGCAGCGAGGAGAGGCCUUAUCUGCGUUGGACUCCAAGGCCAGCAACCUGUCCAGCUUGUCCAAGAAAUACCGCAGCGACGCCAAGUACCUGAACACGCGCUCCACCUACGCCAAGCUGGCGGCCGGUGGCGUCUUCUUCAUCAUGCUCAUCGUCUACGUCCGCUUCUGGUGGCUGUGAGGACCAGGACGAGGAGGCGGAGGGAGGAAGGAAGGAGACGUGACGGAGGAGGCUCGGAUGUCGCGCCGAAGGAGGCGGAAAAGACCCGCCGUCACUCUCCCUUUCCUCAGAGACUGACGGUUCCGGCACUUUCUCUCCCCAAGCAGUUCGCUAGACUGAGUUACGAUUCUUUGAUUGUUCACAUGUUGUAUGUUUCAUUAAUUGAUGAGAAAGAUGAGUGAAUGUGUGAGUGUUUGAGGAGAUAGUGAUGUGAAUAAGAGCGAUGGCGAGAGAGAAACCGCCCACCAAAACAAGAGCGCCACCAAGUGGACAUUUUGCCUCAUUUCACAAUCAUAACAAGGUCACUUAAAGGCUCAUUCACGCUUUCACUCACUCACACAUUCAUUCAUUCAUUCAUUCAUUCAUUUGCGCUCCGAAUGGAGGGAUUGCAGGUUUUUUCCCCCAGGUUUACACGCCAUGUCUUAGGCAGUCAAGUACACGGCUGUGAAAACCACCACAGUGAGGAGGAAAAAAAAAGAAAAAAAAAAAAGACUCUCUGGUGUACUUUUGCCUUCCACUCGCUAAUAACGCAGUUCCGUGUCUGAUACCUGUACGUUUCAGUGUCUAUUACGCUAAUAAACAGCCGACGUUUCGUUUGUUGUUCUGUUCUAAAUUCACCUCACGACUCUAACAGUAAAGAAUGUUGAAAUGUGUAGGAACGUCAUAGAUAUCUACACGUUUAGAGGCUUUCCGGGAGUCUCUGGAUUUUAAGCGGGCCUUUUAUCCAUACAGGCUUUGUCAAGACAACGUCAAGAUGUAUAAACUUGAGCUCAAUAUCCAAAAUUUGUCGUGACCAUUGGCGUAAAAGGGAAGAAAUAAGUUCACCUAACUUCACUGGGCGAUCAUGUUUUAUUUACGGUGCGGUGAUUUAGAAUACUUGUUUGUUUUGUAAACCUGCCCUUCCACUUUAUUCUCACCAGGUGGCGCCAUAACACCAACAAUAACAUAAAAUACCCUUGCACAGGAGGUGUAUAAACCCUUCUGUAUAUACUAGACACAGCUGUCGGGCACUUCUAUAAGGAGAAAUCACACGUAUAUUCAUUAAAUCUGUAUGUCCUAUACCCUUUGCAGUGCAUGUCCACAGGGCGGACGGCACUAAACAUCAAAACGCUUACCUGAAGACGCCCUGCAUUACUUAAGGUGUGGAAUAUCUUCUAUAUAGUGGAGUAGUAUAUGGAGUAAGCAUCCCAUUUAGUGCACUUCACGACGGAGACUUUGUUCCCUACCCUACAGUACAGUACAGUAUGUAGUGAACUUGUAUAUGGAUUGUGUCCUGCCCAGUGUAGUGCACUUCAAUAAAGAUCUGUACCCCGUACGUGACGUAUGUAGACGGUUAUAUCAUUCAUACUCUAUAUGCUGUGGUUCACUCGUGCAGGGAAAAGGGUUGCAUUUGGCCUUCAGUCUCAGCCGGAAGAGAAAGAACUGUGUAGCUGACGUGAGAGAAGCUAUUUACUUUGUUUCGCAGGAAGUGGGUAGUGAGGGGAAAAAAAAAAAAGAGAAGCAGCGUGUCGAGCUUUAACUGCAGGGCACAGGCCAAACUUUUCACCCCUACGGUUUUGGCCUGCUGAACGGGAAGUGCUAACGAAAACGAAAAUGGCACAAACACCAGCUCUGUCUGUGUACGUGUGCAAUGUGGGUAAUGUGAUGGAUGCACGGAGUUAUCAAUAAUAAUAAUAAUAAUAAUAAUAAUAAUAAUAAUUACUCUGGUAUUCAGCAAUAAAAUUCAACCAAAUGCACAUGUCUUCCAGGAUCACUGUGAACAACGGUUACAAUGUUUGUUUGUUUGUUUGUUUGUUUGUACAUUAGUUUGUUUGUCACAGAUGGUGGUCUUUAAUUGAUCAGAUCAGCUGUGUACAUACCGCACAUGACAGAGUACAGAUCUUACAGGAGAUUUGAGAAGAAGGAAGAGGACAUGAAACAAACAAAUGAGACGAGGCUGCAGACAGGCAACGGUAUUUUUCGCUUUGUCUGACUCUCAAAGAGCCAUGACUUCAACGGACCUGCGAAAAACAUCCGUAAAUACAAAAUGAAAGAAAUAAUCCAUUCCCAAAAUGCGAUCCGUACGGUUUUUCUCACCAUAAAGGUUGUUGAUCAUCCAGGAUGUGUUUUGUGUAAGAUGUUUGCUUCUUUUGUAAUGGCAGUGUACGUCUCUAUAAAUAUCUGCUUCAAACCCCG